Messenger RNA from Papaver somniferum (opium poppy), 549 nucleotides. RefSeq names its product MATH domain and coiled-coil domain-containing protein At3g58370-like. Gene Ontology annotation, molecular function: protein binding. The transcript has 6 exons. The record is from RefSeq and is a predicted model, not a curated record. The coding region runs from base 47 to 403 and encodes 118 amino acids. NCBI's taxonomy places the organism in Eukaryota, Viridiplantae, Streptophyta, Magnoliopsida, Ranunculales, Papaveraceae.
GUUUCUUAGAGAAUCUCACUCCGGAAGAUUGAACUAGACAUUUUCAAUGCAAAAAAAUACUACCAAAAAUGUACAAAAGGAGCAUGCAGAGGACGUCCCUUCCUCUUCCAGAUUUAAAUGGAAGAUUGAAAACAUUUCUAAAUUGAAUGAUGAAAGUCGUUUCUCGCCUAUUUUCAAAAUAGGUCCUCAUAAAUGGCGAUUGCUGGCUUUUCGAAGGGGAUGUAAUAUGAAUGGUUACUUGUCAAUCUACGUGGUUGCUAUUGAGUGUAAGGAAUGGCAAUUUGCGAAAUUCAGUUUGUCACUUGUUGAUCAAACAAAUAACAAGAACACACUGAAAAAGAUACGGAAGACAUGUUCCGGUUCACCAAGGAUGAGAACGUCUGGGGCUUUGAUGAGUUCAUAAAGUUAGAAGAGCUUAAAGAUCCUAGCAAUGGGUAUAUAGUGAAUGAUGCUUGUAUUGUUGAAGUUCAAUUCUGUUUAGACUCAAUACAAGAUUUUAAAGAGGAGGUGUUGCCUAUGGAACUCAUGGAAUCUGUCGAGGAGAGGGAC